Messenger RNA from Venustampulla echinocandica, 651 nucleotides. Its product is annotated as Hsp90-binding co-chaperone. The transcript is spliced from 3 exons. The record is from RefSeq and is a predicted model, not a curated record. NCBI's taxonomy places the organism in Eukaryota, Fungi, Ascomycota, Leotiomycetes, Helotiales, Pleuroascaceae. Gene Ontology annotation, cellular component: nucleus; cytosol. The coding region runs from base 1 to 651 and encodes 216 amino acids. Gene Ontology annotation, biological process: protein folding; chaperone-mediated protein complex assembly. Gene Ontology annotation, molecular function: protein-folding chaperone binding; Hsp90 protein binding.
AUGGCUGCCACUCCAGAAGUUCUUUGGGCUCAACGCUCCAGCUCGUCCGAGCCAGCUAAGAACUUCAUCUACCUCACCAUCUCCGUCCCCGAUGUGCAGCCUGCCAACCUGAAGCUGAAGCUGACGUCGACAUCCCUGUCCUUCAGCGGACACUCCGACUCCCUUAAGAAAGACUACCAAGUCGAUCUGGAGUUCUACGAUGAGAUCGAUACGGACAACAGCAAGACCAACCACACCGCUAAGAAUGUCGAGAUCGUCCUGAGAAAGAAGGAGCUCAAGGAGGAGUUCUGGCCAAGGCUGUUGAAGGAUGCCAAGAAGGUGCAUUUCUUGAAGACAGAUUUCGACAAGUGGGUUGAUGAGGAUGAGCAAGACGAGGCCCCUGAGGAUGAUAUAGGAAACAUGGGCGGAAUGGGUGGCAUGCCAGGCAUGGGAGGCAUGGGAGACAUGAGCCAGAUGAUGGGCGGAGGAGCUGGUGGUGACUUUGGCGGCAUCGACUUCUCCAAGCUAGGCGGUGCAGGAAUGGGCGGAGCAGGGGAUGCGGACGAUGAUGAGGGAGAUGAUGACGAUGACGAUGAGAUGCCAGCGCUUGAGGAGGAAGAUGCGGCGGCCUCAUCUAGUAAGCCCGCCUCGAAGAUUGAGGAGGUCAACUAG